Molecule: messenger RNA, 8017 nt
Organism: Epinephelus lanceolatus (giant grouper)
Lineage: Eukaryota; Metazoa; Chordata; Actinopteri; Perciformes; Serranidae
Gene: sptbn4a
Product: spectrin, beta, non-erythrocytic 4a
Molecular function (GO): protein binding
Source: RefSeq, a predicted model, not a curated record
CGCACACACACACACACACACACGGGAGCGUAGCUGAGAGGCAAGGACUGCAGCAGCAUGCACCAAUCGCGGCUGAGCUGUUCGGGGACAUGAGGAAGGGGAACUGAGGAGAGAAUAUAGUGUGCUAUCUCACACCAGACUAUGUAUGCAUCUUUGCAGUGGUGGGAACGAUGCAUUUAAAGAGCGGAUAGCUUAUGUUAUCCGGCCUCCUCUGCACUGCCUCUGCAUCCCAUUCACCCUGCUCCUCCCACUUCAACUCUUCCUCCUCCUCCUGUAUACAGCAUCAUUAGACUGGACUACAGAUUGACUGGGACUAGCGAGUGGUGGAUGGUCAGGUUUGCCCCGGCUGAAAGAUUCCUCUGUGGCUAUGCUACAUCUACAUCUUCACUGAUAGCUGGAUUGUAAUCGACAUUUGGAGCUUGAAGAUAACCCACAACCCAAAAGGAAUCUUGAAUGUGUGUGUGUCAUUCUUUACCAGUGUUGUCAUUGGCGCAUUUCCUCUAUUUGGCUGGUUGUUUUUGCCUUCUCUGAGACUGGCUAGCAGGCACUGCAGCAUCAGGACCGCAAGACCCAUGAGGCAGUAGGGCAUGAGGACCCAGGGGCGACUCAAAGGAAGGGCUUGAGUACUUCCAUUGCUACCACUGCUGCUGAGCUGAGUGAUUGGGACAGCGGGUGGAAGAGAAGAUGCUUAUGGCCCGAGACACGGCGCGGGAUGAGGCUCAAAAGCUACACAGGAAGUGGCUGAAGCAUCAGGCCUUUAUGGCGGAACUGGCCCGCAAUAAAGAAUGGCUGGCCAAGAUAGAACAGGAAGGUCAGGAGUUGAUCCAGGAGAAGCCGGAGCUGCGUUCAGUUGUUCAGCAGAAGCUGGAGGAGAUCCGAGAGUGCUGGUCCGACCUGGAGAGCACAACCAAGGCCAAGGCCCGCCAGCUCUUUGAAAACAACAAGCCUGAACCAGCAGUGAAGAGCUACUCAGACCUCGACAACCAGCUCUCCCACCUGGAACAGCAGCCCCCUCAGCUGGAACAGGCACACCAUCUGCCCACCUUCAAUGAGCAGCUCCAGAAAUUCCAGGCGAUGGAGUCUCAAAUAGGGGACUUUUACAAGGAUGUGGGAGACCUGGGAAGCUUGCAGGGGGUCUGCCUACCCCAGCAAGGGCUGAUGGGUGAUGACAGGGAAGGCGGCGAGCAGUCAGGUGGCGUAGAGACCCGCAUUGUCCGCCUCAUUGAGCCCCUGAAGGAGAGACGCCGCAUCCUGUUAGCUUCCAAAGAGAUGCAUCAAGUCGCCCAGGACCUGGAGGAUGAGAUACUGUGGAUUCAGGAGAGGCUUCCCUUGGCCUCCUGUAAGGAUUAUGGGAAUAACCUCCAGAGUGUACAGCAGCACGUAAAAAAGAACCAGACACUCCAGAGGGAGCUGACAGGGCGACAGGCUCGUGUUGAGGAAGUUCUGGACCGGGCAGGGAUCAUUGCUUCGCUGAGGACUCCUGAGGUGGAGUUUGUACGUGAAGGGGCAGGGCAUGUGCGCCAGCUGUGGGAAGUUUUGCAGCUGGAGACAGAGAGGAGGUGUGUGAUGCUGGAUGCCACGCUGCAGGCUCAGCAGUACUAUAGUGAGGCAGCUAAAGUGGAGUCCUGGCUGUCAGGUCAGAAACUCCAUCUGGUCAAUGAAGAAAAAGGCACAGACGAGGUGAGCACCCUGCAGCUGCUGAAGGCCCACCUGGCUCUGGAGCAAACAGUGGAAACAUAUGCAGAGACAGUAGGCAUGCUAUCCCAGCAAUGCCAGCGUCUACUGGAACUUGGACACCCAGAAAGUGAGCAGAUCACCAAGCAGCAGUCCCACAUAGACCGGCUGUAUGUGUCUCUGAAGGACAUGGUGGAGCACAGGAAGACCAAGCUGGAGCAGCAGUACUGGCUCUAUCAGCUCAACAAGGAGGUGGAGGAGUUAGAGAAAUGGAUCACUGAGCGUGAGACAGUGGCCAGUUCCACUGAGCUGGGCCAAGACCUCGAGGAUGUCACGGUACUUCAGGAGAGAUUCACCAAGUUUGCCUCAGAAACCAACAGCAUUGGCCAACAGCGCAUGGAGCAGGUGAAUAAAAUGGUGAAUGAGAUGAUUGACUGCGGCCACUCAGACGCAGCCACGAUCGCAGAGUGGAAGGAUGGACUGAACGAGUCGUGGGCCGACCUCCUGGAGCUGAUGGAGACCCGCAGACAGAUGCUGGCAGCUUCGCACCAGCUGCACAAGUUCUUCACUGACUGCAAAGAGGUCUUGGCUCAGAUUGCAGGGAAGAUGAAGCAGCUGCCAGAGGUGAGGGCAUGCCAAGCCAACAUCACCAAUCCAGCCACCCUGCAGAGACUUAUGCAUUCUUUUGAACAUGCCCUUCAACUGCUAGUUGCACAGGUGAGGCAGCUGCAGGAGAAUGCUGCCCAGCUGAGGACCAUCUAUGCUGGUGAGAAGGCUGAGGCCAUCAUGGUCAAAGAGCAGGAAGUGAUGGAGGCCUGGAGGGGGCUGCUGAGCGCUUGUGAGGCCAGUCGCGUCCAGGUCACCUCAGUAACGGACAAGGUGCAGUUCUUCUCGGUGGUGCGUGAAAACCUGAUGUGGAUGGAAGGCAUCAUGGGCCAAAUAGGAUGGGAUGAACCCAGGGAUCUCACGGCUCUAGAGGGGAUGAUUAAACAACAUCAGGAGCUGAAAGCCAAAGUAGAUGGCCGCAGCAAGACCAUACAGCAGUGUGCAGAUCUGGGCAAGAUCUUAAUAGCUGCAGGAAACCCUGCAUCAGAGGAGAUAAAAGAGAAGCUGGACAGUCUUCUGGCAAAGCAGAAAGAUCUUAUUGACAAAUGGGACAAACACCAGGAGAAGUUACAGUGCAAGCAGGAAAGGUUCCGGUUUGCCCAGGAGACAGUGAAGGCGGAAGCCUGGCUGAAGGCCAAGGAACCGCUGAUCACCUCCAAGGAGCCAGAAGGAGGACAGGCCCCAGCCCAAACAGAUGAGGUUGAGCAACUCAUCCUUCGUCAUGAGGCCUUCCGCAAAGCUGCUGUAACCUGGAAAGAACGCUUCAGCUCUCUCCGCCAGCUUUCCGCAGCUGAGAAGAAAAAAGAGGAGGAGAAAAAGACAACCCCACUGUCCAGCCGAAGGAUGUUCCCAUUAUCAUGUCUGACUCCCAGUGUCCCCUCAACCAGUACUACCUCAUCUUUCUUGAGGCAGUCGGUACAGGCACAUAUAGAACCCAAACCCUUACAGACCAGUCUGGAUCUGGGUGCUUCCCCUACAACCCAGAGAUUGUCCUCAACUCUCGCCAGCUACAAUCCAGUUAUAAAUGGAUCCGGCUACCAUGGACUGGAACAGCAACCCAGUGGGAAGUUGGUGAGCUCCCCAUACCUCGGGAUGAACCACCAGGUGGCCGGAGGUGGAAGUGACUCUGGUUUCUCAGCGCUGACCUCCCAGAGUGGUGGAGCAGACACUUCUACUUACCUUGGGAUAAACCAUCAAACUGCUGGCAGUGCAGAGAGCUCUGGGUACUUUGGACUGACUACUGGGUGUGUGGGUGUUACACAAAACCAUCUAGGUAGUAGCAGGCUAGGAAGUUCAGGUAACCUAGCUCAGCAGCCAAGUAGUGGAGGUAUGGGAAGCCCUGGCUUUCUCCCUCAACAGAACUUUGGCAGUUCUGGGUAUUUGGCCCAACCACAAAAUAUGGGAAGUUCUGGAUACUUGGGUCAUCAGCCUAAUUUAGGUAGUACAGGAUAUUUGGCACAACAGCCUAAUAUGGGGAGCUCUGGGUAUUUGGCACAGCAGCCUAGUAUGGUGAGUUCUGGAUACCUAGCACAGAAUUAUCAGAGCAGUGGGGGGUUGGGUAGCUCAGGCUUUCUGGCACAAAAUCAUUACAGCAGUGGAAGUCUGGGCAGUUCUGGUUACCUGGCGCAGAGUGGUGGCAUUAUGGACCCUAAAAUGGCAUAUGCAUGGCAGCACCUGAAAGCUGACUUCAUGCAGCCCAGGAUCAACCACAUCCACAAAGCUGUAAACCCUCUCCUAGAGGCUAGCAGAGUGCAGCGGGAACAGUUUGGGGACAUUCCAAUGGCAGACAUGGUGGGGCCAGAGUCAGGACUGGAGCUUCUCCACGGCCGUCUCCAGAGGGAUCCCCGUGGCAGCCGCUCUGAUCCUCAGAUGGACCAUCUGAGGCGAGAGAGGGAGUACAAGCUGGGUAGACAGACCUCCAGUGAACAGGAGAUCCAGGCCAGACUGAAUGAGCUGCCAUUGAUUGUGCGUCAGGAGCGCUACCGGAGGCGCCUGGAGAGGCAGUCGUCCAGUGAACAGGAAGGGAGCAGCAAGCAGAGGCUGCAGAGACAGGACUCAAGUGACUUGGAGGGCUCUGUCAAGGAGGGCUCUGACAAACGCUCAGGGGACAAGAGACAACAGACCAUGGCAGAGAUUGUAGAACAGGUCCAGGAGAGAGAGGCAGCACAUGCACGAGGAGAGCCUUAUCGACCUCCAAGCAGCCUUUCAGCACCCGUGACUCGUUUUGACGGACGUCCUCGUGCCAGAGACCGCCCUAAACCAAGGAGGAGGCCCCGCCCAAAAGAGCCUGAGGAAACACGACGCUCUCGCUCAGCACCAGCCACUGGUGCCCCAACAACACCUCAGCCGCCUUCACACACUGCCCACAAUGAAGGCUUCCUGUACCGCAAAAAGGCCACCACGUCUGACCUUGAAGCUCAGCAGAGAAGCCCAAAUAGUAAGUCCUGGGUGAACGUAUACUGUGUGCUGAAAGAGGGACAGUUGACCUUCUACAAGGAUGCCAGGAACCACACCACAACAUACAAUGAAGAGCCUCCUGUAGAUCUCAGUAACUGCUCAUUUGAUCCCUCAAUGGGAUACAAAAAGAAGAAAAACGUCUUCAUUCUUCAAAUGACCAAUGGAAACAACUUUGCAUUCCAUGCAAAAGAUGAGGAGGACCUGAAAGCCUGGACUUCAAAUAUCACCACCUGUAUAGCUGAGCAUGAGGCCAUUGCCAAGUGGGACAAGCCAGGCACCUCAUCCAUGGACCCUGACCACUCGGAGAGGAAGGAGAAGUCAGAGGGGGAUGCAGAUGCCAGGUCAGAGAGGUCUGAGCUGGCUGAAGGAGAGGAGAGGUCUGAGAAGGAGAGGUCAGAGAAAGGGGAUGGCUCUGAGAAGUUAGACACAUCAGAGAUUGCCGACAAAAUGGAGGGCGGGGCAGGGGGCUCCAGCACGUCUGGAAAAAGCAAAUGAGGAGCACUUUGUGUUUUAACAUUACUCACUGACAAAAGGCGUAGGAGGCAGUGGGUGGGAGGGAUGGAUGGAGAGCAUGUGCAGCUAGGUUUUCAGAUCCUCAGUCACACAGCUGGAAUACACUGAGGCCAUGGUCUUUGGACUGACUAUUGUUACUGUGACAGACUAAUCUCUCAGCCCCUCCCCUUCACCCAGGCAAUACAUCAGUGCUUGCAUUGUGCCACCUGCUGGUAGAUGGGAGGUUGGCUCAGACAGACUGACAGACAGACAGACAGACAGACAGACAGAAAGACAGACGCCAACAAGUGGUCCCAGGAAUUAGUCACUGUCACGUCCCAUCCUUGAUCGUUUAAUCUCUUGGAUUCACAGCAUCUUUCUGUAUGUAUCUUUGACUGAUAAUGUAAUGCUCUGUCUAGCUAGACAAACCUGAGAAGUGGGGAAUGAAAUGUUUCACAAUAUCAAAAAAAGAAAAAAAGGUUUUUUGAAGCAAUAUACUUUUUUAUUUCUUCUCCUUGUUAAAGAGAGAAAAGGGGAAAAGGAAACAUGAAAUAAUUGCAAAUGUGAACUGUGAUUUGUCACAUCCACGUAAGCUUACUCCAGGCAGUUGUGCACCUUUAGACACUUGACACAUCUGUAUACUAAUCAUAGUGACAUUUAAUCCCAUCACAUGGCUAGCUUUGAAUCAUGUUAAUAUAAUGGAAUGCUGGUGUUACCCACCUGACUUCAUUGGUGUAAAUGAAUACACAGUUCUAUACAGUUUAUUUUCUGUUUUUAUUAUCAUUAUCAUUAUUAUUAUUAUUAUUAUUGUUAUUAUUAUUUGUCCACAAUGAUCCAUGUCAAGAAAAGAGCUUCCAUCAAAUUCUAAUCCAAGGUGUGUUCAAAGUGGCAAUGCUCAAAUUAAUACUAAGCCUAUGUGACACAAUGCUUUGUAUACAUGACAAAAAUCCAAACAUUGCAUGACAAAGUCUAUUAGUGCACUUGUUAAAGUUGCCUUUUUUAUGUUCAUGAUAUAAGUUAGGCAGUAUUGGAAUUGCAAUAGUUUAAUGUGAGCGGGGGGAAAACUGUAGUUUACUAUCUUGGUCCACAUCUGAAAAUCAAGAGGUAAGUCUGGCAAUGUAGGGUUGUCUUCUGACUGCUGUACGCAUGUGACGAAAGGGAUGUUUCUUUGGGGGGUGGGGGUGAAACCUAGAGAAGUGACUCGUCCUUGAGCUGUAACGUGAAUUAAGAAGCCAGAUGGCCCCUCUGCUGUUUGUACUGUAUUACUGCAAUGUAUUUUCCACAGAAUGUAUUGAUUUCAACUGUGAAAUGUUCAAUCACCACCAAGUCUGUGGUGCCCAAAAUUGUAAAACCCUGAAACAGUUCAGCGAGAGUUAAGCCUCUCUGUACCCUGUGUCUUUAAUUUGAAGUUGAAAUUAAUUGGAAUCUCUCCAUCAAAGGCAAGUUAAAUGUAAAACUGUCAUGAUCCAAGUCAUGAAUUGUAUAUACCUAUCUUUGUAUGUAUACCAAUAAAUCCUGUGCUCUAAUAAAACAAUACUCUGAACUGAAAUGGGUAAAACUAAAACAUUUGUAUUAAUCCACAAAUAAAAACAGUCAUCACUCAGAUAUAUAAAUGUUUAUUAAAUUUAAAUGAAAAAUAUGCAAAUUAGGGGCCACUAUAAAAUAUCAUAGUGUAUAUAAGUACACCAGUAUCUAGUUGUAUGAAACACCUUUUACCAGGAAAGAGCAGCAGGACAUACUGUAAGUAUGCUUGUUGUAUUUUUAUAUGCCUAUAUUCAUUCAUAUCAGAUCCAGGAGUUGCCCCGCAGCCCCAGUAACAACUUGUACAAAUAACUGAUCAGUCAGUAGUCAGUGUGUCUGUGAGAGGUGUGGUAAAAUUAUAUAUUACCACCAAGAAAAAAUCAACUAGCCUGGACAGUUCAGUACAUGCUCCCCCCCAUAACUGAAUUAUUGGUGACUAAACUGAAGUACAGUAUGCUGUGAUCACAGACAUGAACAGAUAUUAGUCCACUUAUUGUUUGUUUGUCAUGUAUGGCAAUUAUUUUUACAUAUACAAUCAAAAUUUCCCUAAUGUCAGUAAAAUGUAGCCACAUUGUACUCACAUUAAAGAUCCUCUCAGACUGCACCUCAGAUAUGUUAUAAAAUGACUUCUUAACAGUCUUCCUUUCUAUAAAAACACCAAAAGUAUAUUUUAGAUGCAACAGUAUUUGAAUUCACUGAGUUGAGGAUUGUAGUGACGGUGUGCUGUAUCUGUCUGUAUCACUGCAGCCUUCAAAUGAGUUGAAUGAGAAUAGAUAAGCUAUUUUAUGGUGUGAAUGUUCUUUUAAUUUGUAAGUCACUGUUUGUUUUUACAUAAGUGCCAUGUCAUGCAGUUUGAUGACACAGUGCUUCAGAAGAGAAAACGCCUGGUUAUUGAAACAUAAAUAACAGCAGUGAGCCUGUCAUGGCAAUACAUAUUUUUAUCAUUGAAAUAGGAGCUAGAGUAUUUUCAUGUGGCUGUAACUGUUCUGAUUAAUCGCUCACGGCAGAUAUUUAGCCCGCAUCACCAUAUGCGUUUUAAGUGUUUGCUUCCCAUCACUUUUAUGAAACACAGGGGGGAUUUUUUUCCACUAUGUUAUAACAGUAACAGAACUUAAAUAGACAGCAUAAACCGUAACUGAGGAAAAAAAUAUAUUGUGCAAACUUUGUUUCCUUCAUUGAUGGUCUUACAAGUGUGUAUGUCGUUGUUACUUUACAUUACAAGUUGCUGCUAUGACAUUAAAUAAACCUCCAAACCUGCUGAUGCAAA